Limanda limanda (common dab) is the source of this 1146-nucleotide messenger RNA. RefSeq names its product G-protein coupled receptor 20. The coding region runs from base 1 to 1146 and encodes 381 amino acids. Gene Ontology annotation, cellular component: membrane. Gene Ontology annotation, biological process: positive regulation of Rho protein signal transduction; phospholipase C-activating G protein-coupled receptor signaling pathway. Lineage: Eukaryota; Metazoa; Chordata; Actinopteri; Pleuronectiformes; Pleuronectidae. The transcript has 4 exons. Gene Ontology annotation, molecular function: G protein-coupled receptor activity. The record is from RefSeq and is a predicted model, not a curated record.
AUGGAGAGUCUUCCUGACAACAUCAGCUCCCCCGAGCUCCUCCUGACUCCAGAGCUGACUAACUGCAGCGCCUGGAAGCAGCGCUGGGGGGCGCCACACUUGCACAGGUUAGGGCACCUGAAUGUGCAGCUGUACCAAGACUUCUACGCCGUGUGGGUCUCUCUUAUGGUGUGUAACUGCCUCAUGCUGGUGGUCGGUGUUACGCUCAACUCCUUGGCUCUCUACGUCUUCUGUGGGGCCUCCACCCACUCCUCAGCCUCUGUGGUUUACACUAUGAACUUGGCAGUAGCUGACCUGCUGGUGGCGCUGUCACUGCCCGCUCGCAUUGCCCUGUAUCACAGCAUGGGGGGCUGCUUGGCUUGCUCCUACGUCCACACCUUCAGCUACUUCGUCAACAUGUACUGCAGCAUCCUGUUUCUGACCAGUAUCUGUAUAGAUCGAUACCUCGCUGUGGUCCACGCGUCAGGCACCCUCCAUCGAUGGAGAACCCCAGGGGCGGCCAAGUGUGUCAGCGCCGCAGUGUGGUUCAUUGCAGUGGUGGUCACCUACUCCUUCCAGACCACAGCGGUUGGGUUCAGCUCCUCCUGCGUGCUCCUCCCCGCCCUCUUCUACCUCACCGUCCUGGAGUUCGCCCUCCCCCUUCUCGCUGUGGUGGUCUUCACCCUGCGCGUCGCCUGUUUCCUCACCUCCAGCCACGGCCUGAUGCCGCAGCAGAGCAGGGUGAGGAGGGCCCGUGCCGUCAGGCUUCUGGCCGCGGUCCUCGUGGUCUUCACCGUGUGCUUCACGCCCUUCCACGUCCGCCAGGUGCUGGUUUACUUCUGGGUCAGAGAUGGUGGGAAGGGGCUGGGCCAGGGGGCAGGGCAUGUGCUGGCCUAUCACAUCACGGUGACCCUGAGCAGCCUCAACAGCUGCCUGGAUCCAGUGGUUUACUGCUUUGUGACGGACAGCUUCAAGAGAGUGUGGAGGACGAGGAGGAGGGGAGGGACAGAGGGGGAGGCCGGGCAGACCAGUGGUGGCGGGGGAGAAGGGGAGAGGAACCCAAUGAAUAAAUGUUCAGGUGCGGUGCUGGCGAUGGCUCACAGUGUGGCCACUCUCACCCUCGCCAGCAGGCCCCUUUCUGCAGCCAGCGUGGACCAGUCUGAUUAG